AGUACUUUGAAUGGCUUUGAGCUUUUCUAUUCUCCAUUUUACAGUGUUCGGGCAAGUUUCAGCUUCCUUGGAGACGCCACGUGAGUUUGGAAAUGUUAGCAAUUUGAGUAAUUUGUUUGCUUCCCAAGGUUUUGGUGGUAAUGCCACCAAUGUAUUUGGUGCCUCAUUAUCUCCUUUUGAGACGUCAAGUGUGUUUGGGAGUGGUAGCAAUUUGAAUAAUCUGUUUGCUUCUAAUGCAAUGGGUACUACAAAUUUCCCUAAUGUAUCUACCCAAGGGUCUGGUUUUGGCUAUAAUGCCACCAAUGCAUUUGGAGAAGCAUCUUCUUGGGGACAUCAAUUGUGUUUGGGAGUGGUAGCAAUUCGAGUAAUCCGUUUGAUUCUAAUGCAAUGGGGACUACAAAUUUCCCUAAUGUAUCUACCCAAUGGUCAGCUUAUAGGGGUACUAACACCAAUGUAUUUAGAGAAGCAUCUUCUUCCUUGGGGACGUCAAGUUUGUUUGGAAAUGGUAGCAAUUUGA
Molecule: messenger RNA, 517 nt
Organism: Chenopodium quinoa (quinoa)
Lineage: Eukaryota; Viridiplantae; Streptophyta; Magnoliopsida; Caryophyllales; Amaranthaceae
Exons: 1
Coding region: 11-517 (168 amino acids)
Source: RefSeq, a predicted model, not a curated record